Messenger RNA from Synchiropus splendidus (mandarinfish), 2845 nucleotides. RefSeq names its product brain aromatase (gene cyp19a1b). Bases 398 to 1906 code for a protein of 502 amino acids. The transcript has 10 exons. NCBI's taxonomy places the organism in Eukaryota, Metazoa, Chordata, Actinopteri, Syngnathiformes, Callionymidae. The record is from RefSeq and is a predicted model, not a curated record. Gene Ontology annotation, molecular function: oxidoreductase activity, acting on paired donors, with incorporation or reduction of molecular oxygen; monooxygenase activity; iron ion binding.
CUGGGGUCACUGUGACCCAGCUAGUUCAGUCCCCCCUGAAAAGCCUCCUUUACUUGAAAGAUCUGGACACAGUUUUUUUUUUCUUCACAACAGAGCUGGAUGUGAUGUAAGUCUUGCCAAAAAAAAAAAACCUCAUUCAAGACCUUCACUUUUUCAACCUUGCUAAUUAAAGAGCUGGCUUUUUUUUGGACUGGGUUCUGUUUGGAGCAGCUACUUAGUCUGGGUUGUGAUAUUUGGGUCUCUGAAGUGUUUCCCAGGACCGCGUGAGGACAUUUUACUUACCACGCAACUCUUCAGGGAACAGUGCUAGUCUUCAAAAACCAGCUGAAGAAUUCCUUCAUUUCUCAAGUCUCUCAUCUGAGCUGAGGAGGACAACUCCAGAAAACUGUAUUGAAAGAUGUUGCCCCAGGAGAAGCCGACCAGUGGGACUGUCAUGGCAGAGACAGUGUCUGAGGUCGGCACACUGAUGCUUCUGCUGCUGCUCCUCUUUCUGCUCAGUGUUUGGAGGAAGAAUAACAAGUCUCAGAUCCCAGGCCCGCCCUUCUUAGCAGGACUCGGCCCUCUCCUCACCUACAGCAGGUUUAUUUGGACUGGGAUUGGAACCGCAUGCAACUACUUCAACAACCGAUACGGCAGUGUUGUGCGUGUGUGGAUAAAUGGCGAGGAGACCAUUAUCAUUAGCAAGCCCUCAGCUGUGUACCACAUCCUGAAGAGCGACCUCUACGCAGCCAGGUUCGGCAGCAAGAGAGGUCUGGAGUGCAUCGGCAUGGAGGGAAAGGGAAUCAUUUUUAACAGCGACAUCCCACUCUGGAAAAAAAACAGGGCCUAUUUCAUGAAAGCUCUGACAGGACCAGGCCUCCAGACGACGAUAGCGACGUGUGUGAGCUCCACUAAGAAACAUCUGGACAACCUUCAGGAGAUGACAGACUCCUCUGGACACGUGGACGCUCUGAAUCUUCUGAGAGCAAUCAUGGUUGAGGUCUCCAACAGGUUGUUCCUCCGUGUUCCUCUCAAAGAGAAGGACCUGCUGCUAAAGAUCCAAAAGUACUUUGAAGCUUGGCAAACAGUCCUGAUCAAGCCGGACAUUUUCUUUAAUAUCGGCUUUCUGUCGAGCAAGUGUAUAAAAGCAGCUCGAGAGCUACAAGAUUCUAUGGAAAGUAUUCUGCAGCUGAAACGAAAGAUGAUUAAUGAAGCAGAGAAGCUGGACGACAAUCUUGACUUUGCAACUGAGUUGAUUUUCGCUCAGACCCGGGGCGACCUCUCGGCAGACAACGUCAGACAGUGUGUGCUGGAGAUGGUGAUAGCAGGCCCGGACACGCUCUCUGUCAGCCUCUUCUUCAUGCUGAUGCUGCUGAAACUGAACCCAGACGUGGAGGAACAGAUAGUGGAGGAGAUGAAGGCGGCCAUGGGUGGAAGUGGGGACGGACAUGUGGAUUAUUCAACAUUAAAAGUGCUGGAAAAUUUCAUCAACGAGUGCUUGAGGUUUCAUCCCGUGGUGGACUUCACAAUGAGGAAAGCACUGGAGGACGAUGACAUCGGUGGCAUCCACAUUAAGAAAGGCACCAACAUUAUCCUCAACAUCGGGCUGAUGCACAAGACCCAUGACUUUUUCCCCAAACCAAAAGAGUUCAAUUUGGUCAACUUUGACAAAAACGUUCCAAAGCGUUACUACCAGCCGUUCGGCUGCGGGCCUCGCUCUUGUGUGGGUAAACAUAUUGCCAUGGUGAUGAUGAAGGCCAUCCUGGUUACUCUGUUGUCCAGCUACACCGUGUGUCCGCGACAAGGCUGCAGCUUUAGCAGCAUCAAGCAGACCAACAACCUGUCCCAGCAUCCAGUGGAGGACGAGCACAGUCUCACCAUGCGCUUCAUCCCUCGGACCGUGCCUCAGCCACACGUGCAACACUGAGUCACCAAGAAGUCUCCUGAACACUUACUAUGCUGUAUGCAUUGUUCAUGGCUGUCGACAGAUGAAAUAGAUAACAGAUCAAAAUUUUCAUCUGAAUUAAUCGAACUAAAGCUGAAUUAACUCGCGAUUAUUGGCAAACUAACCAUUUUGCAUGAGUUUAAAAUGCAUCUUAAAGGGACAUUUCAUCGACACAUGUGGUCAUUAAUGCUUACAAUGUGCCUCUGAGGUUAUUCUGUGCAUGAGUGUUCUUGACAGUAUUGGGUUGUUGGGGUCAACAAAUGUUUGCAUGAGGAAACCAUUAAUGGCUGCUAUUGUGUUGAUGACAUCUUCCUUUACAGUAAGUUACAUUUAGAACAGGUGGAAAAUGUGUGAUAAAUUCAUCAUUUCGUUCUCAGCUUUGGUGCGAGAUUAAACAUUUCUAUUCGAUCUACUGACAGCACUAAAAUCAUAAUGACCACGGCAGACCAGGACGGCCGUACAUAAGCAUAUGAAUUCAUAGGGCAGGGGCCAUUUUCUUUGGAUAUAGAAGAAGAUAAUAUCAGAUAAAAUAUGUUCAAGCUUGAUUCAAAGCUUUGGUCAAUAGCGUCGGGGUCAUGUGACCUACAGUACAUGAACCACAGAUUUCUUCUUUAAAUCUGUCUAUAGAUAGGGUUAUAGUUAUAGUCAUAAGGUAUAAAAUGGAAAUAGUUUAACACAAUAAAAAUGGUUGAUCUUUUACUUUUGAUUUACAGUGCAUUGCAUUAAAAACAUUUCAUCCAUUCUUCAUACAAUAUAUUCAAGCAGCUUUGAUGUUAGGAGUCAGUCAACUGUAAACUUGACAUUAUAAAUAUAACAAAUCGUAAAAUCUGCAACAGGUAUUUCCGCAUAUAUUCUCAUGAUUUGUGUGCAAGUGAACUGAACUUAAAACCUGUUUUUUUCGUAUUACCUGUGAAUAUAAAA